ACAGAUUUCACAUCACUCGAAGUCGUCUAUGUAAUAAUAUGUGGUUGUGAACGCGUGAACGUAUUUUACUUUUGAAACAUUAAACGAAUAAAAGUAUAAUAAUUCACAGCAAUAAUAUUACAUUAUAUUUUCAAAGAUCGUUUGCGAUCAUCCGGAUAACGUUUUUACGGGAUUAGUUGUACAGUGCCUUUAGGCAUCGCAAGUAACAAUAAAUUAGUAUUUUAAAGGUACGCUCAUUUAAAUUCUACGUUUAAUCAGACACCAUAUAUACAAUUUUGAUUAAAAUAAAUCUGCCGAAUUCAGGAACGGUUAUGAAAUUAACGAUGACUAUUAUGAAGAUAACCCGAUUUUACCAUCGGUUCUGGAAGAGAAUAUUUAUGUUCUCAGUGCUCGUAUGGGUCGUUAUAUUUUGUGCGACUUUUUAUUUCAAAUGCGAAAAUCCCUUCGACGAUGAUAUAGAACAAACGCUUGCCAUGGCACUUCAAUAUCUCGACGAGGUGCAUAGAACCAACGUCGAACUGACAAAAAUGAGGAACGACCUAAGUCAAAAGAUGAAGAAGAAAAGGAAAAUGUCUGAACCGUCUGAAGAGUACGAGUUGUUGCGUCGCCGUAUUUAUUCAAACACGAAAGAAGUUUGGUAUUACGUCAGUUCUACAUUACGAUCGUUGGCCAACGAAUUCGAUGAUUUGAAACCGAAAGUUUCUGAUAUGAAAAUAAUUUCCGACGAACACUAUAGAUCGUUAUUGAGAGAUGUCACCAAGCUGGCCGAUGUCGACGGUUAUUCACAGUGGAGGUGGAAAGAGUUUCGCUCUUUGAGUAGACUGGUCGAAAAGAGACUUCGACAUACGCAGAAUCCACCUGACUGUUCCAAAGCUAAAAAGCUCUUGUGUAAUUUCUUAAGCAGAAAUUGGUGUGGAUAUGGAUGUCGCGUACACCAUUUCGUCAAGUGCUUGAUUGUCGCCUACGCCACCGAGAGGACAAUGAUUAUAGACAAUUCUGUAAACUGGCAGUUUAUUAGCGGUGGUUUUGAAAAGUUAUUUUUACCCCUUAGCAACACGUGUACGUCGAAGGAUGGUGAAACAUUUUCACAUUGGCCAGGAAACGAAACCACUCAAGUCAUAAAUUAUAUUGUGCCUACACCCGAAUACGCUGCCAAACAAUUCUAUCCUUCUUACAUUCCGGUCGUGUUGCCCGAAGACUUAGCUGGACGAAUAAACGUCUUGCACGGCGAUCCCGCUGUAUGGUGGAUAGGCCAGUUCUUCAAAUACAUCUUCCGGCCACAACCAUCUACUACCAUUGCGUUUAACGAGUUUGCCAAGCGUGUGAAUUUCCAAAAGCCAAUUGUCGGAUUGCAUAUCAGACGAACGGACAAACUCAUCAAUGAAGCUUCGUUGCACAAACUCGAAGAGUAUAUGUACCACGUUGAAGAAUAUUACAAGCUCAGAGAAUUGGACGGCGUAUACGACGCGAAACGGAUUUAUUUGGCCACGGACGAGCCAACAUUGUUUGAUGAAGCUAGACUCAAAUAUCCAGAAUACGAUAUUAUCGGCGAUCCAGAGGUAUCCAAAUCAGCGUCGGGUCAGAAGCGUGAACUAGACAGUUCGAUUAUGAAUAUCAACAUCGAGAUACAUAUUCUAGCUCACUGUGACUACUUAGUUUGUACUUUUUCGUCAAAUGUUUGCCGGUUAGCAUAUGAAAUUAUGAACAGUCUCGAACCGGAUUCAUCAGCUAAGUUCACUUCUUUAGACGACACAUUUUAUUUUAGUGGUCAAGUUCACAGACUGGAUGUAGCUAUAAUAUCUCAUAAAUCAGAAGGACCAGAAGAAAUGGAUCUAGAAGUAGGUGAUGAGAUUGAAGUAGCUGGAAAUCAUUGGGACGGUUAUUCAAAGGGGACAAAUUUGAGAACAAAGAAAACACUAUUGUAUCCUACUUUUAAGGUAACAAGAAAAAUUGAAGUUUUACCUUUUGCCAGCUAUCCAAAUAUCACUUUGAACACUGAGACAUAGAAAGAAGACAAAUUUAUUAUGAAAUCUGUAUUUGUACUAUUAUCUACUUAAAUGUUAUGAGUUAUGACUGUUAUUAUUAAAAUAAAACAAAAUAAUAUGGUUUUUAAAAUAUAAAAUUUGUAGUUCA
Molecule: messenger RNA, 2133 nt
Organism: Metopolophium dirhodum (rose-grain aphid)
Lineage: Eukaryota; Metazoa; Arthropoda; Insecta; Hemiptera; Aphididae
Product: alpha-(1,6)-fucosyltransferase-like
Exons: 9
Coding region: 312-2006 (564 amino acids)
Biological process (GO): protein N-linked glycosylation
Molecular function (GO): protein binding; alpha-(1->6)-fucosyltransferase activity
Source: RefSeq, a predicted model, not a curated record